CAGAUGCGGGUAACUAGACUUUAUUCGAAGUCAAGUAAUCAAGAUAUAAAUUCGACAAGGACACUUGUCACAACAAUGAUGAAUCGAAAAGGAAGUCGCGUCCAAAAUGGCGAUACAGAAGGCUGGGGCAAAUGCCGAGGCCAGGAAUGCUCGCAGCUUUGAGACCAUCCAAUCGUAGAAUUCCCGGGAUACUUCGACGCAUUUCAAACGACUUCCUUGAAGCCGGAAGCUUCUUGGGCAUAAGAUGUGGAGAAGAAGGAGACAGGCGUUUUCUUGCGGUCCCGAAAUUGUUCUCUUGGAUCGACAUUUGCCCAACGAUGUUGUCGCAUGUGGGAAGCGAACGCGCGGACGCGUUUGUUGUUUCUCUUACAAUUUUCUCCUCUGCUUCCUUUUCUCAACACUUCUAUGUUCAACACCACAACCAGAUCGAGUAUAUCCCCAGGGCGAUAUCUAUGGCCGUGUUAACAGCUGCCUCAUCCUGCAGCUGCCAUCACCCCUAUUGCUACGCGCCUCGAGACGAUCCAUCCAUCGUGCACCAGGUGCUCCACCCCAAGCUCUUCUCCGAGUCUGCCAGCCAGCACUAGGAGAAUUGGAGCACGACAAUGAAGAGUUGAAUCAACGCAACUUCUUCGACGGGAAAUGGUUCUGUGAUUCGGCAUACGAUCGGCAAAGCACAUGAACGUAGGAAUGGAGGCUUCGAUACUUGCUUCGAACUCGUCAGCCGUCUC
Mollisia scopiformis is the source of this 728-nucleotide messenger RNA. RefSeq lists its product as uncharacterized. NCBI's taxonomy places the organism in Eukaryota, Fungi, Ascomycota, Leotiomycetes, Helotiales, Mollisiaceae. The transcript has 2 exons. Bases 132 to 584 code for a protein of 150 amino acids. The record is from RefSeq and is a predicted model, not a curated record.